Daldinia loculata is the source of this 2170-nucleotide messenger RNA. Its product is annotated as mitochondrial carrier. Bases 664 to 1707 code for a protein of 347 amino acids. The record is from RefSeq and is a predicted model, not a curated record. Gene Ontology annotation, molecular function: O-acyl-L-carnitine transmembrane transporter activity. Gene Ontology annotation, biological process: mitochondrial transport; carnitine transmembrane transport. Gene Ontology annotation, cellular component: mitochondrial envelope. The transcript is spliced from 2 exons. Lineage: Eukaryota; Fungi; Ascomycota; Sordariomycetes; Xylariales; Hypoxylaceae.
CGAUACGCUGUGGCUGUUUAUUAUACUUAUGUGAUCGUGUAUCUAAUGUAGCUUGAUGUACUGUUGAUACACUAUAUGUACGACGAGAUGUUAUCUGAUCUGAUCUCGGUCUAAUACUUACAUAUGAUGUACGAAUACUCCGGGGCUUAAGGUUAGCGAAAGCGGGUACAUAAGCUACCUUACCUAGGUAAGUACAUGUACGGAUUACCAGUACCCGGUACUUUGGAACCCUUUUUUUAUUUUAUAGUUUCUCUGCCGAGGCACGAGUAUUCUCUGACGUUGGCUCGGCUUUCUAUUGCCGACUCUAACUUGCUUCUUUCUCGAUAAAGCUAAUUCCCUCGUGUGACUGUUUGCCUUUUUUCUUCUUUUUCGGUUGUUGCUGCUAUAUCCAUCUACGGUACCUCGGACUUCCGCCGCUGCGUUGAGCGUGUAACUUGGGCGCAAAGACGUCGACAUUUUGGGGAUCUGAGCUUGUCUACCUAGACAACAGGUAGCUAGCUAUCGUGUAAUUCUACCGAGUGCGCGAAUUUGCGCAAACAGGACAAUUUACCCCCCCCCCCCCCCUCUCGACUUAUUCGAUAGGUAACCCGGAUAGUCUCAGGAUAAGCUGGACCGCAUUGUUGGUAGACGGGAUAAACCGAAAUAAAAUCAAGCGCUGUCAUCAUGUCGUCGAACGACAAGCAUACCGGCAUCAACGAGAAGCUGCACUCGUCGCUCCCGGCCCAAGUCGCCGAUCACCUGCCGCAUAUCCCCGAGACCAAAGAAGAGCUCAAGACGGAGCUGAAAGUCGAGGCGCAAGCUGCCGCGUCCAGCUUCUCGUCGCAGCUGCGGUCCUUUGCUGCCGGGGGGUUCGGCGGUGUAUGCGCCGUCGUCGUUGGCCAUCCGUUCGAUUUGGUUAAGGUGCGCUUGCAGACUGCGGAUAAGGGCGUGUACUCUUCGGCUAUUGAUGUCGUGAGGAAGAGCGUUGCUCGGGAUGGGUUGAAAAGGGGGUUGUAUGCUGGUGUGAGUGCGCCGUUGGUCGGUGUUACGCCUAUGUUCGCCGUAUCCUUCUGGGGCUACGACCUCGGCAAGCAAAUCGUAACAUCCUUCUCCCCCCCAUCCCCCACCGGCGCCCUAUCCAUCGGCCAGAUCAGCGCAGCGGGCUUCUUCUCCGCGAUCCCCAUGACCGCCAUCACCGCGCCCUUCGAGCGCGUCAAGGUCAUCCUGCAAGUCCAAGGCCAGCGCCUGAAACCCGGCGAAGAGCCCAAGUACAAAGGCGGCGUAGACGUCGUGCGCCAGCUCUACCGCGAAGGCGGCGUGCGCUCCGUCUUCCGUGGCAGCGCGGCUACGCUUGCCCGCGACGGCCCUGGGUCUGCCGCUUACUUUGCCGCGUACGAGUAUAUCAAGCGCCGUCUGACGCCGCGCGAUCCGGCGACUGGGAAACCCAGCGGCGAGUUGAGUCUGAUGGCUAUUACGGCGGCGGGAGGCGCGGCGGGCGUGGCUAUGUGGAUCCCUGUGUUCCCCGUUGACACUGUCAAGAGUCGGCUGCAGACUGCCGAAGGCAACGUGACUAUCGGUGGUGUUAUUCGGGAGUUGUAUGGAAGGGGUGGUGUCAAGGCCUUCUUCCCGGGUUUCGGGCCGGCGCUCGCGAGGGCGGUGCCGGCUAACGCGGCCACGUUUUUGGGCGUCGAGUUGGCGCAUCAAGCUAUGAGGAAGGCGUUUGGUUGAGAGAGAGGGCGACCCAGUCUCAUGACGCAUGGACCAUUCGACCUCAUUGAGGAAGGUCAUUGAAGAGGAUGAGGUGGAUAUCUCAUGGUAUUGUCUAAUUCACGAGGGUGAGUUAGGAGAAGCCAUUGAACCAUUAGGACGAGAAGAGAGUCUUCCGCCAUAGCUUUCGGCGACAACAGGAGCAUAGACGAGACGUUUUAGAUCGGAUCUCGUCGUAUAGAAGGAAAGUUAUCCACGUACGAGCAUUAGCAGUAUGGAACUGAACUGCAUAUCCAAGGCGUUUGUAUAUAAGGGGGGUGGAUCGUCGAUGGAUUCAGUAUUGUCUAGAUCAUGUUAACCUAGGUAGACAUGUCGCCCCUAUGGCUAGAAAUGAGAUUUUCAAAUUUAAGACAAUGUUAUACCUAGGUAGUUCUACACAUACAUACAUAAAUAUUGCAAAGGGGUCCCGGGUGCGGCGAGCUUA